Molecule: messenger RNA, 2932 nt
Organism: Talpa occidentalis (Iberian mole)
Lineage: Eukaryota; Metazoa; Chordata; Mammalia; Eulipotyphla; Talpidae
Gene: ARHGEF7
Product: Rho guanine nucleotide exchange factor 7
Exons: 22
Coding region: 40-2628 (862 amino acids)
Biological process (GO): intracellular signal transduction
Molecular function (GO): guanyl-nucleotide exchange factor activity; protein binding
Source: RefSeq, a predicted model, not a curated record
CGGUGAGCGCCCUGCGCGGAGCGGACCGGCGCCGCCGCGAUGAAUUCGGCCGAGCAGACCGUUACGUGGCUCAUCACGCUGGGGGUGCUGGAGUCGCCCAAGAAGACCGUGGCGGACCCCGAGGGCUUCCUGCGCGCGGCCCUGCGCGACGGCGUGGUGCUGUGCCGGCUGCUCGAGCGCCUGCUGCCCGGCUCCAUCGAGCGGGUCUUCCCGGAGCCCCGGAGCGAGAGCGAGUGCCUGAGCAACAUCCGCGAGUUCCUGCGCGGCUGCGGGGCCUCCCUGCGGCUGGAGACGUUCGAUGCAAAUGAUUUGUAUCAGGGGCAGAAUUUUAGCAAAGUCCUCAGUUCCUUGGUGACGCUGAAUAAAGUAACGGCAGACAUCGGCCUGGGGAGCGACUCUGUGUGUGCCCGGCCCUCGUCUCAUCGCAUCAAGUCCUUUGAUUCCCUGGGGCCCCAGCCGCUUCACAGCCGGGCUUCCAAGUUGUUCCAGGGCCAGUAUCGGAGCUUGGACAUGACCGAUAAUAGCAACACUCAGCUGGUAGUGAGAGCCAAGUUCAACUUCCAGCAGACCAACGAGGAUGAGCUCUCCUUCUCCAAGGGCGACCUGAUCCACGUCACGCGCGUGGAGGAAGGGGGCUGGUGGGAGGGCACGCACGACGGCAGGACCGGCUGGUUCCCCAGCAACUACGUGCGCGAGGUCAAGCCCAGUGAAAAGCCUGUGUCGCCCAAGUCGGGAGCCUUGAAGAGCCCUCCCAAAGGAUUCGACACAACCGCCAUUAACAAAAGCUAUUACAACGUGGUGCUACAGAACAUUUUGGAAACGGAAAAUGAGUAUGCGAAAGAGCUUCAGACUGUGCUUUCCACUUACCUGCGGCCACUGCAGGCCAGCGAGAAGCUGAGUUCAACCAAUACUUCGUAUUUAAUGGGAAAUCUAGAAGAAAUAUGUUCUUUCCAGCAAAUACUUGUACAGUCUCUAGAGGAGUGCACCAAGUCGCCUGAAGCCCAGCAGAGAGUUGGGGGCUGCUUUUUAAACCUGAUGCCACAGAUGAAGACCUUAUACCUCGCGUACUGUGCCAACCACCCUUCGGCAGUGGGCGUCCUCACGGAGCACAGUGAGGAGCUGGGGGAGUUCAUGGAGACCAAAGGUGCUGCAAGCCCUGGGAUCCUGGUGCUGACCACCGGCCUCAGCAAGCCCUUCCUGCGCCUGGACAAGUACCCGACGCUGCUCAAGGAGCUGGAGCGGCACAUGGAGGAUUAUCAUCCAGACAGACAGGACAUCCAGAAGUCCAUGGCCGCCUUCAAAAGCCUCUCUGCUCAGUGUCAGGAGGUGCGGAAGAGGAAGGAGCUGGAGCUGCAGAUCCUGACGGAAGCCAUCCGCAACUGGGAGGGUGAUGACAUCAAGGCCCUGGGCGCCGUGGUGUACAUGUCGCAGGUCCUGAUCCAGUGCGCGGGGAGCGAGGAGAAGAGCGAGCGCUACCUCCUCCUCUUCCCCAGCACGCUGCUGAUGCUGUCCGCCAGCCCGCGGAUGAGCGGCUUCAUCUACCAGGGCAAGCUCCCAACUACAGGGAUGACGAUCACGAAGCUUGAGGACAGCGAGCACCACAGGAACGCCUUUGAGAUUGCAGGGAGCAUGAUCGAGCGGAUCCUGGUGUCCUGCAGCAGCCAGCAGGACUUGCACGAGUGGGUGGACCACCUGCAGAAGCAGACGAAGGUCACGGCUGCGGGCAACCCCUGCGUCAAGCCGCAUUCUGUGCCGUCUCACACCCUCCCCUGCCACCCGCUCGCCCCGUCCAGCAAGCACGCCGACAGCAAGCCCAUGCCGCUGGCGCCCCCCUACCACACGCUGCCCCACCCUUCCCACCAUGGCGCCCCACAUGCCGCCAUCAGCUGGGGGCCGCUGGAGCCGCCGAAGACCCCCAAGCCCUGGAGCCUGAGCUGUCUGCGGCCCGCGCCUCCCCUCCGGCCCUCGGCCGCCCUCUGCUACAAGGAGGACCUUAGUAAGAGCCCCAAGACUAUGAAAAAGCUGCUUCCCAAGCGCAAGCCUGAGCGGAAGCCGUCGGACGAGGAGUUCGCGCUGAGGAAGAGCACGGCCGCGCUGGAGGAGGAUGCGCAGAUCCUGAAGGUCAUCGAGGCCUAUUGCACCAGCGCCAAGACCCGGCAGACGCUCAACUCAACAUGGCAAGGCACUGACCUGAUGCAUAAUCACGUCCUGGCCGACGACGACCAGCCAAGUCUAGACUGCCUGGGUCGUCGCGGCAGCCUUUCCCGUUUGGAGCCUUCAGACCCCUCGGAGGACUCUGACUAUGACAGUGUGUGGACAGCCCAUAGUUACAGAGCGGGGGCCGCCUCUCGUUCACGCAAAGACUCUGCUCCUCAAGUUCUGCUCCCAGAGGAAGAGAAAAUUAUAGUCGAAGAAACCAAAAGUAACGGUCAGACCGUGAUAGAAGAAAAGAGCCUCGUGGACACGGUGUACGCGCUGAAGGACGAGGUCCGGGAGCUGCGGCAGGAUAACAAAAAGAUGAAGAAGUCUCUGGAGGAAGAGCAGAGAGCCCGGAAGGACCUGGAGAAGCUGGUGAGGAAAGUUCUGAAGAACAUGAACGACCCUGCUUGGGACGAGACCAAUCUCUGAGCAGCAGGAGCCCGGCUUGGGCGCGGGAGAGGUCGCGGCAGCCGGCCCUGCCACUGCUGACGCUGGGACCCAGGGGCCGCAGGGUCUGUUGCUCGACCGGCCCCGCGCCCCGCGGAGUCUAGGCACGAGGGGGACACCUGACGUGACAGCUCGGCCCCUCCCUCGGCGACAAGCACAGUGACUGUCCAGGCCCCGUGUCCCGACUUCUCCCAAUAGAUGUAAAUGCCACCUGUGUGCUCUCGUGCUUGGUGUGCGGGACGCCGGCCUGGCGGGCUGGUGCGGGCCGGUGCGGGCCGGUGCGGGC